Molecule: messenger RNA, 517 nt
Organism: Chelmon rostratus (copperband butterflyfish)
Lineage: Eukaryota; Metazoa; Chordata; Actinopteri; Chaetodontiformes; Chaetodontidae
Gene: polr2l
Product: RNA polymerase II, I and III subunit L
Exons: 3
Coding region: 136-339 (67 amino acids)
Biological process (GO): transcription by RNA polymerase II; tRNA transcription by RNA polymerase III; transcription by RNA polymerase I
Cellular component (GO): RNA polymerase II, core complex; RNA polymerase III complex; RNA polymerase I complex
Molecular function (GO): zinc ion binding; DNA-directed RNA polymerase activity; DNA binding
Source: RefSeq, a predicted model, not a curated record
GAAGGGUUCGAUUCAGGAAGUCUUGCUGUUGUUAGCGGCUAAAAAGAACGAGGGAAGCUGCUUUCUCGCAGCUAGUUUCGCUUGGAAUAAUAUAACUUUUAAGAUUUAGGUAAACUAGAUUGGACGGUGUCUACAAUGAUCAUCCCUGUCCGGUGCUUUACGUGUGGCAAGAUUGUGGGUAACAAAUGGGAGGCAUACCUCGGCCUACUUCAAGCGGAGUAUACUGAGGGUGAUGCUCUUGAUGCCCUGGGCCUGAAGAGAUACUGCUGCCGGAGGAUGCUCCUCUCUCACGUGGAUCUUAUUGAGAAAUUGUUGAAUUAUGCUCCACUGGAGAAGUGAUUGUAACUGGCCACCUUCAAGAACUGCAUAGACUUUGUGGGACAGUGGCAUGGACAGAUUCAUGUUAUUAUGUUCAUGUGUGACAACAGAUGCUGUGCAGUUAAGACUUUUGGUACAUUCAUUUGUGUACCUAUUUGAUAAUGUAUUUUUUCUAAAUAAAGGUGUUAAAUGACUGUUA